Notolabrus celidotus (New Zealand spotty) is the source of this 3074-nucleotide messenger RNA. RefSeq names its product cleavage and polyadenylation specific factor 6 (gene cpsf6). Gene Ontology annotation, biological process: mRNA alternative polyadenylation. Gene Ontology annotation, molecular function: mRNA binding. The record is from RefSeq and is a predicted model, not a curated record. Gene Ontology annotation, cellular component: mRNA cleavage and polyadenylation specificity factor complex. Bases 80 to 1870 code for a protein of 596 amino acids. Lineage: Eukaryota; Metazoa; Chordata; Actinopteri; Labriformes; Labridae. The transcript is spliced from 12 exons.
UGCUCUCUGUAGUACUGGCUUGCUUGUAGUUCAGUGUUUGUCUGCACCGCCAGGCGGAGUAGAGACGGGUCAGAGGAAAAUGGCGGACGGUGUGGAUCACAUCGAUAUUUACGCCGACGUAGAGGAGGACUUUAGCCAGGAAGCCGACUAUCCGGUUCACGAACAGAUCGACUUGUAUGAUGAUGUAAUAUCCCCAUCAGCCAACAAUGGUGACGCUCCAGAAGAUCGCGACUACCUGGACACACUGCCCGCACCAGGUGGCUCAGACGGAGGGAAGAGCGCUCCCCCAAAUGUGGUGUACACCUACACAGGCAAAAGGAUAGCUCUGUACAUAGGAAACCUCACAUGGUGGACAACAGAUGAGGACCUGACAGAAGCCAUACGAUCGAUAGGAAUCACAGAUGUGCUGGAGAUCAAGUUUUUUGAAAACAGAGCCAACGGGCAGUCAAAAGGGUUUGCUUUGGUGUGUGUGGGCUCAGAGGCAUCAUCCAGGAAGUUAAUGGAGCUGCUCUCAAAGCGUGAGCUCCAUGGUCAGAAUCCCAUCGUCACGCCGUGCAACAAACAGUCCCUCAGCCAGUUUGAGAUGCAGUCACGCAAAAUGUUUUCUGGUAACUUUACAGGCACCCAGUCGGGCCAGAUGUCCGGAGAAGGUAAAGCUGGCCCCCCUGGUGCAGGUCCUCGUGGAGGUUUCCCUAUGGGUCGAGGCAGAGGCAGAUUCCCUGGACCACCCGGACCUGGAGGAGACCGUUUUCCUGGACCACCCGGACCUGGAGGGCCACCACCACAUUUCCCUGGCCCGGGGAUGAGACCAGAUCUGAUUAGGCACCAAGAUGGCCCUCUGAUGGAUAUCAGUUUCAAUCCUUUCCCGCCAGGGGGCAGGAACGGGAGCUGGCGUGGCAGAGGUGGAAUGCAGGGCCCCCCACGUCCCCCUCCAGGUCCACCUGGUCCCCCAGGCCCUCCAGGACCUCCACCCCCUGGCCAGGGCCUCCCUCCUCCCCUCCCUGGUCCCCCAAAUCGUGGUGACAGGCCGCCUCCCCCUGUUCUCUUCCCCGGUCAGUUUGGCCAGCCUCCAAUGGGACCCAUGCCCCCAGGCCCCCCUCCUCCAGGUUACGGCCCUCCUCCUGGUCCCCCACCGCCUCAACAAGGCCCACCACCCCCAGGACCCUUCCCUCCUCGUCCCCCAGGCCCCAUUGGUCCCCCUAUGGCUUUGGCGCCCCCUCCACACAUGCCAGGUCCCCCACCUGGAGGACCACCACCAGCCCCCCAUGUCAACCCUGCAUUCUUCCCCCCACCCGGCAACAACAACAUGCCACCCAACGACAGAGGAGGCCCCCCUGGACCAAACGACCCAUACGGGCGCCCGCCUCCAUAUGAGAGAGGGGACUAUGGUCCCGGAGGCCGGGAAAUGGAGGCGUCACGGACUCCUUUGAGUGAGGCCGAGUUUGAGGAGAUCAUGAACAGAAAUAGAGCCAUCUCCUCCAGUGCCAUUUCCAGAGCGGUGUCUGAUGCUAGUGCAGGUAACCAACAAACGGACUAUGGCAGUGCUAUAGAGACCCUGGUGACGGCCAUCAGUCUGAUUAAGCAGUCCAAAGUGUCAGCAGAUGAUCGCUGUAAGGUUCUCAUCAGUUCCCUGCAGGACUGUCUUCACGGCAUCGAGUCUAAAAGUUAUGGCUCUGCAUCCAGGCGAGAGCGUUCCAGGGAACGAGACCACAGCCGCUCCAGAGAAAAGAGUCGACGCCACAAGUCCCGCAGUCGUGACCGCCAUGAGGACUACUACAGAGAGCGCAGCCGGGAGCGAGACCGCCAUCGCGAGAGGGACCGGGACAGAGACCGUGAAAGAGAGAGGGAGAGGGAGUACCGGCACCGCUAGAGAGGAAAGAAGAAAAGAGAGGAAGGAGAGACGAGCUCACGAGGAUCAUGGAUGGAUGGAAGGACAAAGAGGAAGGAUUUCAGUGCGCCACCACCUCCCCACCCUGCAUGACCGGACAGGAUCACAACCACCACCUCUUCCUCCACCCCUUCAUCUCUCCUCUCCGUCUCCACCCAUCCUUCUCUCUGUCUGUUUAUCCUGUCUGCCUGUGGAUGGGAGACCCUGACCUGUGUAAGGCUAUGUUAUCCAAACCUCUAUACUUAUGGUAACUAAAGAUGAAAGAAAAGAAACUUUCCAAACAGCUCUUUUAUUUUUAUGAUGUUUUAUUUGACAUGAAGAUGACUACUCGUGAGAUGCUUUUUUUUGCAAAAUACAACAAACAGCCCACACAGUCCCUAACUAGAAGACACAAACAUUACAUCCUAUUUUUAUUUUCCCUCUGCUUCCUGUGCUGUGUACAUUCAGUUUAAAGCUCAGUUUUUAUAGGGUACAUGUUUGAUGUUUUCUCUCCACCCCUCCCUCUCAUUCUCAUUUAUUCUUUUCAUGGUUAGUAUGUUUGUAAAUGUCUCUGCUUUUGAUUAAAAACUAGAUGGUGUUGUAAUAAAAAAUGUUUACUGAGGUAUUUGAUGCAUUUGUUGGCCUCUUCACAUUCGCCUCAUUUAUAUUAAAUGUUUAUUUUUGACUGCAAACUGCUUUUCUUAUUAGCUUACAUUCACAUUUUAGCAGUUUUAUAAAGUGGUUUGUUUCAGGAAAUUGAACCAUUGACUUUUUCUUAUUUUAUGUUCUUUAAAAUGAUGAAAAAAAAUAACAGGGUAGAAACGACCGCAUGAUUGUAUCAUUUGAAAGUUUACAUUUACUGAAGGUGUACAUGUUCAUGCUGCACUUUGAACAUUAUCAAGUAUUGUGGUGGUGCGGGUAGGGUCUUCUGUUACCGUGUAAUGACUCUAAAAAGCCAUUAGCAGGAUUUUAUCCUGAUCAAAACUGUGAUGUCUUUGUGUUGUUAAUGUGAAAUGUAUUCAUACUAAGAGUAAGUCAUCACAGCCACCUUUGUAGUAAAUGUUUAGACCGUUGAUUAGACCUCCAUCCCAUGUGUUGAAAAUUUGAGAUCUCAAGUGUGUUUCCUGUCUUCCAGGCAUAACAUGUUUUUGUAUGUUUAUUUUUGUAACUCCAAAGAAACUUUUAAACAAUACGUGAGAAAAUUCAA